This is a messenger RNA of Adineta steineri, 507 nucleotides long. The record is from the annotation of a GenBank genome assembly. Lineage: Eukaryota; Metazoa; Rotifera; Eurotatoria; Adinetida; Adinetidae.
AUGUCAAAACAUUAUACUAGUUAUGAUUCAAAUAAUAUACCACCGAUACAAUCAACAAAUAAGAUUAAUUUCAUAAAUUAUAAUGUAUAUGAUGCAGCGAAAAGAGAAACUAUAUUGAAAGAACAAGAAGCACAUAGAACGUGGACAAAAAAAUAUGAUCCAUGGUUUAUUAAUGAAUAUCGACAAAUGUAUGAUAAUAUGGCUGAAGUUCAUGGAAUUCCUCGUGAGAGUUCUGUUAUUUCUUUGAAACGUACUGAAUGGCAACAACCAAGUAAUAUAUUUCCUCCACUUAAUGAACGUUUGAACGGACAACGUCGUCGACGUAUAUUGGGAGCAUUUCCCGAGACAGAAAAUGAUGUAAGGAUAUUUAAUUAUUUGAAAAUUGGUUGGAGAGUUUUGCCUGAACAUACAAUUGAAUUAUAUGGACGUUUUAAAACAGCGAAUGACAUGAAUCCAUUACCAAAACAAUAUAGGAUUUCUAAUUGGCCUAUUGAAAGUUUAUAUUAA